This is a messenger RNA of Laetiporus sulphureus 93-53, 741 nucleotides long. RefSeq lists its product as uncharacterized. Lineage: Eukaryota; Fungi; Basidiomycota; Agaricomycetes; Polyporales; Laetiporaceae. Gene Ontology annotation, molecular function: acyltransferase activity, transferring groups other than amino-acyl groups. The coding region runs from base 1 to 741 and encodes 246 amino acids. The record is from RefSeq and is a predicted model, not a curated record. The transcript is spliced from 4 exons.
AUGUCGGCAUACGGCGCCAUUCUCAGCAAGAGUGGAUCCGAACCCCUCCCUUCUACUCAAUGGCAGCUGCAGGGCAAGGGCGGACCAUCAGCAGCCGCUCCGAACUAUGUCACUAUCCACCAUCUCACUCUUUUGGAGGCUCGCACUCUUCCGGGGCUAGUUGAAUACCUUCAUGGGGUCUUCGCAGACGAGCUGCUGCGAGGAAUGACCUACCCGCAAGAGAUCCUCUCCGGCGAGGUUUACACGCAGGAGCAAUUUGAAGCGUACUACUUCGCCGCCGACGUCCUCGUUGCCGUCCUCGGAAACGAAGGUGAAGCCGCGGGGGAGAAUGCCGAGCCGUCUCGCUAUACUGUUGUUCCGUAUGGAAUCGAAGAGGCACGCAGCGGUCGGCAGUGGGAAGAGUGUGUUGCAGGCUGCUAUUAUGUCAAACCAAACUAUCCUGGUCGAUCAUCGCACAUCUGCAACGCCGGCUUUCUCGUACCGGUCUCGCAGCGCGCAAAGGGCGUCGGCAGGGUGCUUGCCCGCUCUUACCUUUACUAUGGGCCGCGUCUCGGAUACGAAGCCAGUGUCUUCAACCUGGUCUACGUCAAUAAUGUUGCCAGUGUCCGACUUUGGGAGGCUCUCGACUUUAUCAAGGCAGGGCUCAUUCCCCGUGCGGGGCGUCUCAAGAAAGCGGACGGAUCUGGUGAGGAGUACGUAGAUGCCUGGGUGUUCUAUCGCCGCUUCGACAAGGAGAGCUAG